AUGGGUUCGAUCUCUGCCACCCUGUGGGCGGCGGCGGUGCUGGCCGCGUCCAUCUUAUACGCCCUGGGCCUCGUUCUUCAUCGCCUCUACCUCAGCCCCCUCGCCAAAUUCCCAGGCCCCAAGCUGGCAGCUGCUACGCACUGGUAUCAGAGGUAUUUCGACCUUGUGGCCAAGCGGCACGGCGGCCAGUUUCUGUGGGAGAUCAAGCGUAUGCACGCGAAGUACGGCCCGAUUGUGCGCAUCACCCCUGACGAGCUGCACAUCGACGACCCGGAGUACUGGCACGAGGUGUAUUGCAACAGCACCUCGGCCGCGCCCAUAGACAAGCAGGAAAAGCUGAGGUACCGCUUUGGCGUCCCCGAUGCCAUCUUCAGCACCCCGGCGGGCGAGCAGCACCGCCAGCGACGCCAGGCCAUGGCCGUCUUCUUCUCCAAGCAACGCCUGCGCGCGGCCAACAGCCGGCUCAGCAGUCUCGUCGAGCACAUCUCCCAGCGCCUGUCGACCGAAUAUGCCGGCACCGGCCGUGUGCUCAACGUUGGCGACAUGUUCUCGUGCCUGGCCGUGGACAUCGUCACGGAACUGGCCUUUCACCGUUGCACCAACUGCUCGGUCGCCCCCGAUUUCAAGGCUCCCCUGGUAGGCGUCACUGCCAAUACGCUCUGGUGGAUAGACUGGCUGCCAACCGGCGUAGUCACGGCCCUGAUCCCGCUGUACAAGCCCAUCUUGGAGCUCCGAGACAGCAUCACUCAGCAGGUUGGCGAGAUUCUCUCGGGUCUGGACAAGAGCGUGAAAGGUGCCGACUCCGUCAUCUUCAACGACAUCCUGUCAUCGAAUCUGCCACCCCACGAGCUCUCUUUCGAUCGUCUGACCCAAGAAGCCAUCGCCUUGACUACUGCGGGAAUGGAGACUGUGAAAUCCACCAUGACGCUGGCUGUGUUCCACGUCCUGAAUCAACCAGCGCUGCAAGCCCGUCUUGAAACCGAGCUCGCCGAGGCCAUGCCGGACCCUAACGUGAUACUCCCCUGGGUUGAGCUAGAAAAGCUUCCGUACCUGACAGCCGUGAUUUACGAAAGCCUGCGACUUGCCUACGGGUCAGUCCAACGCAGCCCACGAAUUAACCGCCUCCACGCCUGGCAAUACGGCGACUGGGUGAUCCCGCCCGGCACCGCAGUUGGCAUGGACUCGUACCAUAUGCACUCCAACGCAGACAUCUUCCCCGAACCAUUCUCCUUCCGGCCGGAGCGGUGGCUCAACGAUCCCAAGGGGCCAGACGGGCGUCAGCCUCUGACGAACUACCUUACUGCUUUUGGCGCGGGCUCGCGCAUUUGCAUCGCCAUGCACCUGGCCUAUAUGGAGCUGUAUGUAACUCUGGCUACCGUGUUUCGUCGCCACCGCUUUCAGUUGUUCGAGACGGAUCAGAGCGAUGUUGAGUUUGCGCUUGAGAUGCUGGCGCCGAUGCCGCACUGGGAGAGCAGGGGUGUCAGGGUGACGGUUGACAAGUGA
This is a messenger RNA of Talaromyces atroroseus, 1503 nucleotides long. RefSeq lists its product as hypothetical. The transcript has 3 exons. Bases 1 to 1503 code for a protein of 500 amino acids. NCBI's taxonomy places the organism in Eukaryota, Fungi, Ascomycota, Eurotiomycetes, Eurotiales, Trichocomaceae. The record is from RefSeq and is a predicted model, not a curated record. Gene Ontology annotation, molecular function: iron ion binding; heme binding; monooxygenase activity.